Molecule: messenger RNA, 2007 nt
Organism: Merops nubicus (carmine bee-eater)
Lineage: Eukaryota; Metazoa; Chordata; Aves; Coraciiformes; Meropidae
Gene: NOL11
Product: nucleolar protein 11
Biological process (GO): maturation of SSU-rRNA
Cellular component (GO): nucleus; nucleolus
Molecular function (GO): RNA binding
Source: RefSeq, a predicted model, not a curated record
GUUUCAGAUCAGAAGCCACUUGGCUGUUGGUCGGUUAAACAUGGACAGAUCCUCACGUGUCCAGUUGUAUGCAACUUUGAAACUCAUGAGUAUAUAGCUGUUCAUGAUGACAAGGUUUUAAGAAUAUGGAAGAACACAGAUAUUAACUUGGACAAAGUAUUUAAAGCAACGCUUUCAGCUGACGUAUACAGAAUACACUCUCUCCCCAGUGGAGGGCCAGUGGUACUGUUCAAAGGAGGUGGUGUUCGAACUUUAGAUGUCCUUUUGGAAGCCCCACAACAAGAAAUUGAAGAUGUUAUCUCAGACGAAGUCAUCAAGUGGAGUGAAGCUUUUAUGGAAGCUCAACAACCUGUCUUAAUUUUCGCUACUGAGAAAGAUGGGGAUUUUUUUGUCUAUGUGCAGAAACCGAAGAUGAAUAGUCUACAUAAAUAUAAGCUUGAACAACAAGAAUACUCUAAACCACUGAGUUUCACAGCAUAUGUAAAAGAUCAAAUAAUCACACUUCUGUGUUUGUAUUCCAAUGACUCUGUGUACAAAGUUCUGAUACCUCUGCAACAAAACACUGAAGAGGAAGAGCCAAUUUUGUCCAAGUCUCUACUACUAAACCUCUCAGUAUCUGGAAGUGUUCUAAAAGGAACUUCUUUUGUUGUUCUUGAUAAAGACCACAUCGCAGUAUUAGGAAGUCUGACUGCAUCUAGUGAAGAAUCCAAAGAGUGCCUAACAAUAUGGAAUACAAAAUUUCAGACAUUGCAAACUUCCAAGGAGCUGCCCCUGGGAACCAGUGGACAGUUGUGGUGUUAUGAGGAAAAGUUUUUUUUCACUCAUGGGAAAGUGCUAACGGUGAUUAUGUACAAAUGUGAAACAUCAUCCUUGGCAGCUGCUGUAGGAAAGCUCAAGGACAGUCAGACUCCUGAUAUGUCUUCAUUUGUAAACUGGGAUACCCUGGAAGAGGAAGAACUGGUGGUUUCCUUUCAGUCAGAGCAGCCUGUAGCUCUAAAAUCAGAGUCCAGAAUGACUUUGAGAUCAAAAAGGAGCACUGUUGCUAAAGAACAGCCAAAUACCUUAUCAGUUGGGCAGCUCUUACUAAAUCUAAAAGAUACUACUACAGCUAAAUUUGAAGAAGAAUUGAAACAAUUGAUGUCAAAAGCCCAGAUGCCAGAUUUGCAAGCCACCAUUGGAUGUGUAGUGACUGCUCUGAUAAACAGAUGUAAAACACAUCCAAAGUACUACCCUCAAGAUCUCCUGAUAGAGAUAGUUGAAACCCGGGACUUGUCUUACAGUUUAUGUCCAGAUUUGAUGAUGGUUGCUUUGGAGAAAAAAGACAUGUAUCUUUUACAAAUCUGCUUACAACGGUUUCCAGAUAUUCCUGAAGAAAUUACUUAUGCUUGCUUGAAAGUAUUUUUAAGCACCAGUGAAGCCUGUCUUCAAAACAUAGAUGUGGAUCUAGACUCUGUAAUCUGUUACAUUGAUAUUGAAUUAAACAAUAAAGAAGUUAAGACUGAAGUUGUAGAGAAUGGUUUCAGGACAGCGGUGGAACAAGAAAUCUGGGACAGUAAAUUCAGGAAGGAAACCCAGCUGACAACUGGCUGUGAGUUCUGCCCUGUUGGGCCACAGAAGGCAGCACUAUUAAAUGCUGUUCUCCGUACAGCUUACAGUGAAACAUUCCUUUUGCCUCAUCUGAAAAACCUUCCAGCUCAGCAAGCUGUUCUGUUUCUUAGGUAUUUAUACUACCUGUAUGUGAAAUGCAGUGAAAAAAUCAACACCGCUCAUCCAACUAUAAAUCAGAUUAUGGACUGGAUGUGCCUAUUACUUGAUGCUCACUUCACAGUUAUGGUGAUGCUACCAGAAGCAAAAGAGUUGCUUUCAAGCCUGCAUAAAUUUGUGAGAGCCCAAGUACGAUUCUACUCUGAACUCAACAAGAUUGAGGGAAGUUUGCGAGAAUUACAAAGACUUAACCACCAGAAGGACUCUCAGACAUACUCUAUUGAAGUGCUGGAAAUCAUUUGA